This is a messenger RNA of Perkinsus marinus ATCC 50983, 471 nucleotides long. RefSeq lists its product as hypothetical. The transcript has 5 exons. NCBI's taxonomy places the organism in Eukaryota, Perkinsozoa, Perkinsida, Perkinsidae. The record is from RefSeq and is a predicted model, not a curated record. Bases 1 to 471 code for a protein of 156 amino acids.
AUGGGUACUGGAAAGGAAUAUAGGAAGAGUAAAUUGUUGUCCAUCACCAGUGCCAUCUUUACCGCGAUCAACUCGGGGGUCGAUUCAUUCAAGUCCGGCAACUUCUCCAAGUGGAGUACAGGCUUCUCCAGAGUUGAUGUUCGGCAAGAUGUCGCCACCAGCGACGAUUUCAGCUCAGUCACGGUUGCACUAGAUUGGUCGUCGUGGAGAAUGCCCAUAGUUGAUUCUCCAUCGAAAGGUGAGGUUCGCCCUGCUGAUGUCGGCGCUGGUGUCGGAGAAAGUGUGAAUUUAAAAGACAGUCUUGAUUACGAGGAAGGAGAAGGCUCCCUGGGAGAUGACGAGGAUUUGGACGUAGUCGUGUUGGCUUUGCAUAACGAGUGCAAAGGGCCGUUCAUAUUGACAACGCUGGUGAAAUGCUGCAGAGAAUUUAUAAGACUGGAGAGCAGGAAGAGGAAAAGGAGGAGGUUAUAA